AUGGAAUUACAUGAAGCAUUUGUUUUAUCAUCCAAGAUGGAGUCGCUCCCCAAAGAAGUUCUGUUUAUGAUAUUUGAAAAGCUGCACCCUUUUGAGCUAGUUCCCUUGUCAAGAGUAAACAGACGAUGGUAUGAAAUCGCGCUUCAUCCUAGGCUUCACAGGUUUUUAAAAAAUUAUUGCGUUUUUAUGAAGGAUGUUAUUUUAGUCAACUAAACGUCAGAUUACCCGGCCACUUUAUAUACAUCUUUAAAAGCUGCGGGACCACAGGAGCAGUUGCUUAAUAUCUCUUCAAGGUUGCUGGGUAUUCUGAAGUUGCUCCAAUGUUUUAUAGGGUCAUAGUCAUUUUUUGUAUAUUUAUAUAAUUCAUAUUAUUGCUACUGUACAUUGUGUAUUAUUAUUAUUAUUAUUAUUAUUGUUAUUAUUGUUCUUCUUCUUCUUCUUCUUCUUCUUAUUAUUAUUAUUAUCAUUAUCAUUAUUAUUAUUUUAUUAUUAUUAUUAAACACAGCUUCUGGAUGGCUUGCGUGAGUCUUCCUUAAACAUCAAGUCACUGCCUGUGACCUUGGGUGUCUAAGACUUUGCUAAGGAUUCUGUCUGCACCCAGUAAGCUUGCUCUCUGCAAUGAUUCCAAAUGACAUGUGACACCAAUCUCCGCUAACCACUUUUCUAUAUAUUUUGAGACAGUUCCUAAUGCACUAAUUAUGAUUGGCACCACAGUUACUCUGCACAAUUUCCAGAUCCAUUUCAACUCCCUCUUCAGGUCUUACUAGUUCUUAAUUUUCUCUUUCUCUUUGUCUUUCACUUGGAUGUCAAAUGGACAAGCAAGAUCAAUAUUUUAACCUAAGACAAAGGGGCUCCAGAUUCAAAGUGAUGGGCAAUGAUUGAGGAGGAGGAGGUGGGGGGUGGGGGGGGGGUUGGUCUGGAGAAGGAGAACUAUUGAUACUUUUUUGAGGUUAGAAAUUAGAAAAUAUAAAUGAAGGGAUUUUUUGGAAGGGGGAGGGGGAGGAGUAUCUUAGCCAAGUAUAAUACUGAACGGCAAAAUUCCAACUAUAAUACUAUUUUGUUAGGCUUUGUAUUCUAAUGUUAUUAAAUUGUUAAUAAUGAAUGGUCUUAUUUACUUUCUCAGAUGCAUUGAUUUUCAUCAUAAACAUGAUUUAUCAUCUCUGGUGAUCUGCAGUUAUAUCAGCAAGUUCAAACAUUCUCUUGAGGAGCUGAAUUUGCAGGAGUGUUACUGGUUGAAAGGUGCUCUUCUUUCUAAUGCCUUACAGAAGUGCAGAAAAUUGACUUCUCUCAAUGUCAUGGGUUGUGACAUUACAAAGAAGACCAUCUGUUCUGUUUUGAAACUGAACAAUCUCAAAAGACUGGAAUGGUCUGUCAGUUGCUUUGAUCUUAACUUUAAUGAUAUCGUUGGCUCAAACAGGAAUGACCUUUUAAAAAAAGUGUUAAUAUCAUUCUGCAGUGAACUUGCAGGUGCUUUCUCAGGAUUGGAUAGCCUUACAGUUCGGUUUCCAUUGUUUCAUGGAACAUCCAAGUUUUCCUUUCGUUGGAUCAUUAAGUUUGGAGUGCCAUUGAUUUGCAGUGAGCUUGGCUUAAAAAAGUUUACCCUUGAGUGGGUGGAUGAAGUAGGAAAAUAUAUUCACUUUUUUAAAAUCUCCAUUGAAGGAAGCAGAUUCCAGUUCCAAAAGAAUGACGUAGCUAAAUUAAGUGAUCCAGGUAUUCUGGAUGGCUUUAAUGGUCCUCCUUUGCUUGAUUUGCACAAGAUGACCUGGAAUACAAUAAAGACCUUGCUAGGAAAUGAAGCUUUGUCUACAUUUCUUUUACCUUAUGAUCAUUCUGACCAGAAAUAUACUUCUUUUGAAAGACUUGAGACAAAACCCUGUUUAGUCAACUUGGAUGUGCCCUUGCAAUUUCUGGAUGCUGCAANGAAUGACCUUUUAAAAAAAGUGUUAAUAUCAUUCUGCAGUGAACUUGCAGGUGCUUUCUCAGGAUUGGAUAGCCUUACAGUUCGGUUUCCAUUGUUUCAUGGAACAUCCAAGUUUUCCUUUCGUUGGAUCAUUAAGUUUGGAGUGCCAUUGAUUUGCAGUGAGCUUGGCUUAAAAAAGUUUACCCUUGAGUGGGUGGAUGAAGUAGGAAAAUAUAUUCACUUUUUUAAAAUCUCCAUUGAAGGAAGCAGAUUCCAGUUCCAAAAGAAUGACGUAGCUAAAUUAAGUGAUCCAGGUAUUCUGGAUGGCUUUAAUGGUCCUCCUUUGCUUGAUUUGCACAAGAUGACCUGGAAUACAAUAAAGACCUUGCUAGGAAAUGAAGCUUUGUCUACAUUUCUUUUACCUUAUGAUCAUUCUGACCAGAAAUAUACUUCUUUUGAAAGACUUGAGACAAAACCCUGUUUAGUCAACUUGGAUGUGCCCUUGCAAUUUCUGGAUGCUACGAGUUUGAAAUCACCAGCUUUCAGUGAGCAUGCUCUACGAUAUCUAAACCUUGCAAGAAUAAGGAGCAUUGAUGGCCAUUUACUGCAAGUAAUAGCGUCUUCAUCACCAAACUUAGAAAUUCUUAAUUUACAGGAUUGUACUGGCUGUCUUGAACCAGUAAGUAUCAUACUCUUGAAAUAUGAACCUACAUUCUUUCAUGUAAAUACAUGUAUAUGUGAUUGUUUAUCAUCCUUGGUGACCUUGAGAUAUGAAGCCCUUUAGAAGAUGAAGUCAUUUUGACCAGCCCUAAAAAAGUUUUUGAUUAGCAGGAUUAAUAAGUAAUUGAUUACACUUUUAGUUAAUUAAUUUCUUCUUUUUUCCCACAAGCAAUUUAUUUUGCCUUAACGGUAAUUGUAAUUAUUGAAGGCAAAUUUGUUUGUGGGCAAAAACCCUAAUUCUUUAGGCAAACUCUCUUUUAUUCCUUAGCGUAGCCAAAGUCAAAAUUCAUUGAAAUUCCCAAAUUUCAUUUUGUAAAAAUUCUCAAAAAUAAAUUACCGGUAUACCAUUUGAAUGGACAGCUCUUUAAAAAGGGUGCUUUUUGUGUAAUUAAUGUGAAAUGGUUGUUUUUGUUGUUCUUUCAAGCUUCAUGGAUUAGAGUCAUUAGCAGAAUUUUGUCCAAAGUUGGCCCAGUUAAACCUAAAUGGAGUACAUGACCACACGUUUUUAGAAAAACCAAGCAGUGUUAUGGAGAUCAUCUCAAAGUUCAAUAAUCUUAUGUCCCUCAGCCUCUGUGCCUGUGGGCUUGGAACACCCAGUAAAAACAAAAGCACCAAUAACAGUUCUAAAUGGAUGGGUCAUUGUGGGACAAGUAGUGGUUCAAGUUCACAUGAUAGCAGUUUUCAAGGUGCAACUGCAGUAUGUGAUGACAGAACUCAAUGGAACAAGUUAAAUGCUGAAGAGUCAUUUUAUUGCCUGACAAAAUCAUGCAGUGGAAUAACAGAAUUUGAGCUCGUAAAAGACAUCCCAAGAAGCUUUUCUUCAUCAGAAACCAGCUCUACAGGAGAUCCUGCUUUUGUAAAGACUUACAAAAAAGAGUAUUAUCGGUAAGUGCCUGCCCUCUUUCCUCAGGCAUACUUUCGGGCAGUCUUUUAAUAGGCUUGGGCUAAAUGGAGUACUUUACAUGUUGGGCCAAACUUAGGAUAUGCUCACACCAUACCAGAUAGUUCAAAUACUGUUGUGGUGAGAAGUUUGAUUGCUGCUGAUCUUUCAUUUGAAUUUCUUUCCUGUAUCGAGUGCCAGUUACUAUAUGUCAGCAUCUCGUACAGUAUAUUGGGGUUGGUGAAUGGUCAAAUCUGGGACUUGCCGACUCAUUGAUUCCCUUGUUUUAAAGCUCAAGAAAUUGCGGCCAAACAUUUAAAGGGGUUCUGUCAUGCUAUUUGCUAUAUUUUUUACAAGCUAAAAUGUGUCUUUGGUAUUGAAUUCAUAUUCAAAUUUGAAUUGAAUUGGCAUUAAAUUCCAACCUUUCAAUUUUGUUAUAUAUAUUUAUAUUAUAUAUAGCAAAAUACUGCAUAUACUAUUUAGACAUUGAAACAUUACUGUUUCCUGUUGUCUGUUGCUAUACAACAUAAGCUGCUUCUUUAAGAGAAACCUAACUAGCUCAAGACAUUUAUGACUCUGAGACAGAAAGAAGCAUGAAAAAGUGGAACUUCCGACUCAUUACAGCCAUGUACUUCUGAGAUUCUGAGAUCAGCUCAAAUUUUCCGAGGCCUGUGGACAGGUUCCUAGGUCAGGUAAAAUAAGGUAAGAUGGGUAAGGUGAAACUUUAUUGGGGCACAAUAUCUCCCUUUGAUAAUUAAAAAGUACAUACUACAUCAUAGGUUACAUUUUCAUCCCUAAGGCACCCAUUUAUGUUUUUCAUUCUCACUCAGGCCUAACACAAAUGGGUAUCAAGCAAGGUGUUAUUUAAUGAGACACUCAUACAGCACUUUGAUGGCAAUCACAAAUUGGAGGAAUUUAAAGAGGCUUACAAUUUCAGGUUUGUAUAAAAAAUGCAUAAGUAAAAAUGUUCUAGCCUACAUCUGCUUCAAUAAAGCAUUCACUACAGAUAUCUUUACAUUUUUUUUUCUACUUUUCUCAUUCCUUUACUUUUCCUUCUCCUCCUUUCCAUUAAGUUUUUCUGUUUUCUUUUCACUGUAAUAUUUUUAUGGUAUAUUUUCCUCUUCUCCUUGCCUUCUUCCCUAUUUACUAUUUCUAUAUCCUUUCUGUUCACUGAUUUCUUCCUCCUUUUCAUUCUAUCCACGUCAUCUUUAUUUCACUCUGCCAACUCUCUUCUCAAAUUCAUUCCCUCACAUUCUUCCCUUUGCUUCCUUGUACUCCAAUGUCUGCCCUCCUAUUCCUCCUCCAGUUCCCUUUUUUCCCAAUCUCUUCUUCCCAUUCUCUCCUUCCGUUGUUAACAUAAUUUUACAUUCAUUUUUUACUCCUUUCCCUCUCUUUUCUUCUCUUUCUUCACCACCCAUUUCCCCUGAAGGUCUCAUAUUUUAUUCUCUUUGCAGAUUUGACCUUUCUUACAUCACACCCACUAUCCUUUCACUAUUCCAUACAUAGAGCUCUUUGUCUUUUGUCUUCUGCUUCAUUCCCUCUUCUAACUCCUUACUUCUCUUCUUUUGUGUUUUGAGCUAGACUGGGGCAAGUAUAUAUAUAUUUUUUUUUUUUUUGCAAAAUCCAGAAAGUUCAUUAGUACAAUGACUCUGAAGUUUUAAAGUGGUGUACUUUGUAUACAACCUUUGUGUUUCCUCUAUAGUGCCUAUAGCACAAGGUAACUUUGAGUUUCUUGUUGCUGUGACACAAAACUGUCCCAAGUUGGAGUUCCUAUCUCUGGCAUCAUUGGCUCGUCUUAGUCACUCUGGCAAUGUGGUCCUUCUUCAAAAGGCUCUUUCACACUGUCAUCAACUCAGAGAUUUCAGGUAAGGCUAAACCAUUAAUGAAGGAAAGCAAUGUGUUAGAAAUUCACAGCAACUGGAGGCAAAAAUUUCAGGAAAAUACUGAUUAGAAUUAGAUGAAUGAAAAGUUUAUGCAGGGUUUUCACAUGACACUUUUACCUGUAAACUCAAGUUCGCAUGCCUUUGGAUUAAAAAAUUUGAUCUCAUGGCAGUUCACACCUGCAGAUCAGUUUUGAGUUUUACCUUGCCUAGUCCCUGCACAAUGUCUUCCCAGGCCUUCUCAGUCAAUGCAUUUUGGUGACGUAUCUGAGACAAAUGGCUGGGAGAUGCCCACAAAACUUGCUCAGACCUCUAGACCUGAAACGCAGCAGCCACGUGCAAUAAUGAGGCCUAGGGGCGAAGCCAAGUUUUACCUAUUACUGUACAGCCAACUGACCCAUAUCUGAGAAUAUUAUGAUAUGAUAAUGCAAAAUGAUCCAUGGAGAACCAAUGCAAGGAAAGAAAAAAUUUAUUCAAGUGAUUUUACUUUCCUCAAAAUAAAUUAUUUUGAUAGUCCUUAUGGGACGUUAACUCAUUUCAUGAGAACUUUGGAAAUCUUUGGAACAUCUUCGGAGGACCUAAGAUAUGACGUAGGGUUUCUCUAUAAAGGAUCUCCACUGCCACCUCCCCCUCUGCACUCUUCCCCCAGGCCUCUUGAAUUGUUUUCUGGCUAUCCCUUGCCAGAGCUAGAUAGCCUAUGUACAGACAUCCUCAUCCCCUCAGAAAAAAGGGGAGAAGGGGCAUCUGUACACAGGCUAUUGCCAGGGACCUGGGGUACCUAAUAUCUUAAUAUUUACACAAAUUAUCAGCGCGGAAAACUUGUGCAUAAACUUAAAACUAAUAAAUUUGACAUGGUGGGAGAACAACCUUCUACAAAGUACCUCCAAAUUGGCUGAAUACCCUAAAAAGAGUGUAAAAAUUGCAUUGCCACAAAUCACAGUGCAUAAUAAUUAUUUCCUGAAGCUUCCCAAAUGGAUUGGCACGAAUUAAUGGAUUUUCUAAUCAGAAUUUCCAGUUUCCUAUGUAAAUAGUAAUUUAUUACACCUUUUUCAGAGGAAAUACCAUCGGGGAUUCAGAUGUCAUGGUGAUGUUCAUGACAUGACUUUGGUUGUUUGUUUUUCAGACUCGAACAGUCAAACUUCUGCAUAACUGAAUCAUUUAUCCUGACCCUUAGUGAGCUGAAACACCUUGAAAGGGUUUGCAUCAUUGCCAGGGAAGGAGCUAUGAAAAUGUACACCCAAUCAGUCAUUUCUUUGUUUGAGAAGGUAUAACAAAUUAUUGUUCUUCCAGCAGUUGAAAUUAAUCCAUGUUUAAAGGUCAAGAGCAAUAUUUUUUUGAGGGUGUUGUCAUUGUGUAUUAUUGUGCAAAUUCAAUUGUCUGAUUUGGUGCAAUGAUGCCCAAUGUUUUAGAGGUCUGUCAGUCUCUAGUGUGUGAUUUUCCAAGAGACUUUAAAAGAAUUGACCACCGUUGUUUACACUUUAAUAUUCAUCUCAGUUCCCCAGGUAUAUUACGAACCAAUAUGACCAGCUACCAGUUGGCUUACUUAAUUAUUAUUAGUUAGAGAGCUGCACCGGUAUCACAGAUGAUCUUCUUUGCUUUUAUACCUUCAUUCCGCAGUUCCAAUAUAUGAAUUUCAUUUAUUCAUUGUUUUGUGCCAUUAAGUGUUCUAGACUCUCUAUAUGAAAAAUUAUGAUCAACCUUCCAUGGGGUUUAGUUGGAAGCUUAGUUAAGUCAUGGUUACCAAGGAGAUUAGAGAAGGGGGCUCUUGGGGAUUCUCAGCAAAGCUGAUUUUAUGAUUCAACGUCAGCUCAGUUUGCCCCUGUUAGUGUGAAAGAAUGAUUUCUCCCUGUUGUUUUAGAACAAGCACUUUUAUGGAUAAAAAUCCCUCAAAUUGUUACACCCGUUAAAAAGUUUGAAAGCGCAUCCUUCUUUAAUUGCUGAGUGUUAUGCUUAGGUCCUAAAUAAAAUUCGGAACCUCAAUGAAUAUCCGAUGCUCAUUGUUACCUUUUGAAAUCUUUCUCGAUCUUACAGUGUUGUAAGCUGAUUUAUUUUCAAGUGCUCUGUGACAUUACACUCAAAGCUAGUAAAGCAUUGAUGGAUUGCUUGGCACGGAGGUAAAUACACUAAUACUCAUUUCUUUCUGAUGUAGCAUUAGGGAGUAAAUGAAGCUUUGUCUACAUUUCUUUUACCUUAUGAUCAUUCUGACCAGAAAUAUACUUCUUUUGAAAGACUUGAGACAAAACCCUGUUUAGUCAACUUGGAUGUGCCCUUGCAAUUUCUGGAUGCUGCAAGUUUGAAAUCACCUGCUUUCAGUGAGCAUGCUCUGCGAUAUCUAAACCUUGCAAGAAUAAGGAGCAUUGAUGGCCAUUUACUGCAAGUAAUAGCAUCUUCAUCACCAAACUUAGAAAUUCUUAAUUUACAGGAUUGUACUGGCUGUCUUGAACCGGUAAGUAUCAUAGUCUUGAAAUAUGAACCUACAUUCUUUCAUGUAAAUAAAUGUUUGUAUGAUUGUGUUUGUCAUCUUUGUGUGAGUUUUUGAUAUUAAGCCCUUUAGAAGAUGAAGUCAUUUUGACUAGCCCUUUUUUUUAAGGGGCUGGAUUUAUAAGUAAUUAAUUAAUUACACUUUUAGUUAUUAAUUUGUUCUUUUUGCCCACAAGCAAUUUUUUGGCUUAGUAAUGUAUUAUUGAAGGCAAAUUUGUUUGUGGGCAAAAACCCUAAUUCUUCAGGCAAACUCUCUUUUAUUCCUUAAAGUGUCCAAAGUCAAAAUUCAACACAAAUUCCCAAAUUUCAUUUUGUAAAAAUGCUGAAAAAUAAAUUAUACCAUUUGAAUGGACAUAUCUCUUUUAAAAGGGUGUUUUUUGUGUAAUUAAUGUGAAAUGGCUGUUUUUGUUGUUCUUUCAAGCUUCAUGGAUUAGAGUCAUUAGCAGAAUUUUGCCCAAAGUUGGCCCAAUUAAACCUAAAUGGAGUACAUGACCACACGUUUUUAGAAAAACCAAGCAGUGUUAUGGAGAUCAUCGCAAAGUUCAAUAAUCUAAUGUCCCUCAGCCUCUGUGCCUGUGGGCUUGGAACACCCAGUAAAAACAAAAGCUCCAACAACAGUUCUAAAUGGAUGGGUCAUUGUGGGACAAGUAGCAGUUCAAGUUCACAUGAUAGCAGUUUUCAAGGUGCAACUGCAGUAUGUGAUGAUAGAACUCAAUGGAACAAGUUAAAUGCUGGAGAGUCAUUUUAUUGCCUGACAAAAUCAUGCAGUGGAAUAACAGAAUUUGAGCUCAUAAAAGACAUCCCAAGAAGCUCAACAUCAUCAGAAACCAGCCCUGCAGGAGAUCCUGUUUUUGUGAAGACUUACAAAAAAGAGUAUUAUAGGUAAGUGCCUGCCCUCUUUCCACGGGGAUACUUUCAGGCAGCCUUUUAAUAAGCCUGGGCUAAAUGGGGUACUUCACAUGUCAGGCCAAACUUAGGAUUUGUUCAUACUAUACCAGAUAGUUCAAAUACUGUUGCGGUGAGAAGUUUGAUUGCUGCUGAUGCUGAUCUGAUAUUUUGAUUUGAAUUUCUUUCCCGUAUCGAGUGCCAGUUACUGUAUGUCAGUAUCUCGUACGGUAUGUAUAUUGGGGGUGGUGAAUGGUCAAAUCUGGGACUUGCCGACUCUUUGAUUCCCUUCUUUUAAAACUCAAGACAUUGCAGCCGAACAAUUAAAGGGGCUCUGUCAUGCUAUUUGCUAUCUUUUUUAUAAGCAAAAUGUGCCUCUCGUAUUGCAUGAAUUCACAUUCAAAUUUGCAUUGAAUUUGCAUUAAAUUGCAACAUUUCAAUUUUGUUAUGUGUAUUUAUAUUAUACAUAACAGGACAGGACAGGUGGACAGGUUCCUAGGUCAGGUAAAAUAAGGUCAGAUGGGUAAGGGAAAACUUACUUGGGCCACAAUAUCUCCUUUUGGUAAUUAAAAAGUACAUAUUACAUCAUAGCUUACAUUUUCAGCCCCAAGACACCCUUUCAUGUUUUUCAUUCUCACUCAGGCCUAACACAAAUGGAUAUCAAGCAAGGUGUUAUUUAAUGAGACACUCAUACAGCACUUUGAUGGCAAUUGCAAAUUGGAGGAAUUUAAAGAGGCUUACAAUUUCAGGUUUGUAUAAAAAAUGCAUAAUUAAAAAUGUUCUAGCCUCCAUCUGCUUCAAUAAAGCAUUCACUACAGAUUUCUUUACAUUUUUUUUUUUUACUUUUCUCAUUCCUUUACUUUUCCUUCUCCUCCUUUCCAUUAAGUUUUUCUGUUUUCUUUUCACUCUAAUAUUUUUAUGGUAUGUUUUCCUCUUCUCCUUGCCUUCUUCCCUAUUUACUAUUUCUAUAUCCUUUCUGUUCACUGAUUUCUUCCUCCUUUUCAUUUUAUCCACGUCAUCUUUUUUUCACUCUGCCAACUCUCUUCUCAAAUUCAUUCCCUCACAUUCUUCCCUUUGCUUCCUUGUACUCCAAUGUCUGCCCUCCUAUUCCUCCUCCAGUUCCCUUUUUUCCCAAUCUCUUCUUCCCAUUCUCUCCUUCCGUUGUUAACAUAAUUUUACAUUCAUUUUUUACUCCUUUCCCUCUCUUUUCUUCUCUUUCUUCACCACCCAUUUUUCCUGAAGGUCUCAUAUUUUAUUCUCUUUGCAUAUUUGACCUUUCUUACAUCACACCCACUAUCCUUUCACUAUUCCAUACAUAGAGCUCUUUGUCUUUUGUCUUCUGCUUCAUUCCCUCUUCUAACCGCUUACUUCUCUUCUUUUGUGUUUUGAGCUAAACUGGGGCAAGUAUGUAUUUAUUUAUUUAUUUUUGCAAAAUGCAGAAAGUUCAUUAGUACAAUGACUCUGAAGUUUUAAAGUGGUGUACUUUGUAUACAACAUUUGUGUUUCCUCCAUAGUGCCUAUAGCACAAGGUAACUUUGAGUUUCUUGUUGCUGUGACACAAAACUGUCCCAAGUUGGAGUUCCUAUCUCUGGCAUCAUUGGCUCGUCUUAGUCACUCUGGCAAUGUGGUCCUUCUUCAAAAGGCUCUUUCACACUGUCAUCAACUCAGAGAUUUCAGGUAAGGCUAAACCAUUAAUGAAGGAAAGCAAUGUGUUAGAAAUUCACAGCAACUGGAGGCAAAAAUUUCAGGAAAAUACUGAUUAGAAUUAGAUGAAUGAAAAGUUUAUGCAGGGUUUUCACGUGACACUUUUAGCUGUAAACUCAAGUUCUCAUGCCUGUGGAUUGAAAAAUUUGAUCUCAUGGCAGUUCACACCUGCAGACCAGUUUUGGGUUUUACCUUGCCUAGUCCCUGCACAAUGUCUUCCCAGGCCUUCUCAGUCAAUGCAUUUUGGUGAUGUAUCCAAGACAAAUGGCUGGGAGAUGCCUGCAAAACUUGCUCAGACCAGUUGGCCACGUGCAAUAAUGAGACCUAGGGACGAAGCAAAGUUUUACCUAUUACUGUACAGCCAACUGACCCAUAUCUGAGAAUAUUAUAAUAUAAUAAUGCAAAAUGAUCCAUGGUGAACCAAUGCAAGGAAGGAAAAAGUUUAUUUAAGUGAUUUUACUUUCCUCAAAAUAAAUUAUUUAGGUUGUCCUUAUGGGACAUGAGAACUUUGGACUUUCAUGAGAACUUUGGAAAUCUUUGGAACAUCUUUAGAGGACUUAAGAUAUGAUGUAGGGUUUCUCUAUAAAGGAUCUCCCCUGCCACUUCCCCCUCCCUACUCUUCCCCCAGGCCUCUUGAAUUGUUUUCUGGCUAUCCCUUGCCAGAGCUAGAUAGCCUAUGUAUAGACAUCCCCAUCCCCUCAGAAAAAAGGGGAGAAGGGGCAUCUGCACACAGGCUAUUGCCAGAGACCUGGGGUGCCUAAUAUCUUAAUAUUUACACAAAUUACCGGUUGGAAAACUUGUGCAUAAACUUAAAACUAAUAAAUUUGACAUGUUGGGAGAACAACCUGCUACAAAGUACCUCCAACUAGGCUGAAUACCCUAAAAGAGUGUACAAAUAAAUAUAGUGCAUAAUAAAUACAGUGCAUAAUAAUUAUUUCCUGAAGCUUCCCAAAUGGAUUGGCACGAAUUAAUGGAUUUUCCAAUCAGAAUUUACUGCUUUCCAAUGUAAAUAUUAUUAUUAUUUAUUAGUUAUUACACCUUUUUCAGAGGGAAAUACCUUCAGGGAUUCAUUUGUGAUUUUCAUGACAUAACUUUGGUUGUUUGUUUUUCAGACUCGAACAGCCAAACUUCAGCAUAACUGAAUCAUUUAUCCUGACCCUCAGUGAGCUGAAAUACCUUGAACGGGUUUGCAUCAUUGCCAGGGAAGGAGCUAUAAAAAUGUACACACAAUCAGUCAUUUCUUUGUUUGAGAAGGUAUAACAAAUUAUUGUUCUUCCAGCUGUUGAAANGGUGAUGUUCAUGACAUGACUUUGGUUGUUUGUUUUUCAGACUCGAACAGUCAAACUUCUGCAUAACUGAAUCAUUUAUCCUGACCCUUAGUGAGCUGAAACACCUUGAAAGGGUUUGCAUCAUUGCCAGGGAAGGAGCUAUGAAAAUGUACACCCAAUCAGUCAUUUCUUUGUUUGAGAAGGUAUAACAAAUUAUUGUUCUUCCAGCAGUUGAAAUUAAUCCAUGUUUAAAGGUCAAGAGCAAUAUUUUUUUGAGGGUGUUGUCAUUGUGUAUUAUUGUGCAAAUUCAAUUGUCUGAUUUGGUGCAAUGAUGCCCAAUGUUUUAGAGGUCUGUCAGUCUCUAGUGUGUGAUUUUCCAAGAGACUUUAAAAGAAUUGACCACCGUUGUUUACACUUUAAUAUUCAUCUCAGUUCCCCAGGUAUAUUACGAACCAAUAUGACCAGCUACCAGUUGGCUUACUUAAUUAUUAUUAGUUAGAGAGCUGCACCGGUAUCACAGAUGAUCUUCUUUGCUUUUAUACCUUCAUUCCGCAGUUCCAAUAUAUGAAUUUCAUUUAUUCAUUGUUUUGUGCCAUUAAGUGUUCUAGACUCUCUAUAUGAAAAAUUAUGAUCAACCUUCCAUGGGGUUUAGUUGGAAGCUUAGUUAAGUCAUGGUUACCAAGGAGAUUAGAGAAGGGGGCUCUUGGGGAUUCUCAGCAAAGCUGAUUUUAUGAUUCAACGUCAGCUCAGUUUGCCCCUGUUAGUGUGAAAGAAUGAUUUCUCCCUGUUGUUUUAGAACAAGCACUUUUAUGGAUAAAAAUCCCUCAAAUUGUUACACCCGUUAAAAAGUUUGAAAGCGCAUCCUUCUUUAAUUGCUGAGUGUUAUGCUUAGGUCCUAAAUAAAAUUCGGAACCUCAAUGAAUAUCCGAUGCUCAUUGUUACCUUUUGAAAUCUUUCUCGAUCUUACAGUGUUGUAAGCUGAUUUAUUUUCAAGUGCUCUGUGACAUUACACUCAAAGCUAGUAAAGCAUUGAUGGAUUGCUUGGCACGGAGGUAAAUACACUAAUACUCAUUUCUUUCUGAUGUAGCAUUAGGGAGCUUAAGCGUCCACAACGAUUACAACAACGAGAACGUCGUCAAAAAACAAUUGUUUUUUUAUGAGCAAAACAAAAGCUCCGCACGUGCAUCACGCUUUUAAUAUAUUUGUUUGAUGUUUACUGUACGACUAAGUGUUCCAUUCAGUGCUCCAUUCAUUCGUGUUGUCAGUGGAUGUCACAGAAAUGUACUAAAAAGCGUGACGCACGUGCAGAGAAGUUGUUUUGAUCAUUAAACCUAUUUUUUGUUGAAGUGGUCGUCGUAGUUGCUUAAGCUCCCUAUUAAGGAGCUUAAAGGAGCUGUGUCACGAAUUUCAGCCAAAUUAGGUAAUUACAAAAUGCCCGUUAAAUUAAGAGAAACUUAAAAAUAACCGCCUAAAACAUUAAAGGAAGGCUAGAAUAUCACAACAGCUACAACAGAUGCCACGGAUGGGCAAACUGAAGAAGAUUGAAACGGACUGAAAUGAGGGUUUUCGAAAACUAGCUAAAACUGUUCAGCCUAACAGUUUUUCAAAGUUGAUCUCCGCUGUUUGCAACUUCAAAAAUAAUGCGUAGGAGACAUAUUUGUUUGUCUCGAAUCUCUGCUUCUGUCAUUUACAAGUAAUUUCUUUGCUUACUUUAAGUUCCAUAGCGAUUGAGGGCGAGUAACUGGCAAAAUUAAACAAAAUGAACUGGACUGCUGUGACACAAACCCUUUUAGGAAGACGUUUUUGGAAGACACACGUCAACCGGAAGUGAAGCAUGUUCCCUUUUAAUAUCCCCUGACGCUAACAAAUUUGUCCUUCUAAGAAUCUUUACUCUUCUUGAGACGAUUUGCCAGAUAAGUUGGGAAAAAUCGCAGCCCAAGUAUGCAAAACGUCCACUUCCGGUUGACGUACUACGCUAAAAAACGUUUCAGUUUGCUUACACCGGCUCCCUCUUGUUAGGCUUACGUUCUUUAUUUAGGAACUGCAAUCACUGCUCUACCUUACUAUAAAUGUUCAAUUUUUUGUGUUGUUGAACGUACAGGUUAAAGGUGGUGUUUUUACACAUUGUACGUCGGUGCCUCGUAUAAGUAGUACUCAUUAAAAAGACAAACCUAAGGCCGACGGUGUGCUGUUUCCAACUGUGCUCUGUUUUUAUGGGCUUUUUUUACACAGGAUGGAACUGAAGAAGUCGAAACAAGGAUUUGAGAAUAAAUCUCGGUAGCUCACGCAGAGAACGUCGCGCAAUAACCCACUGUGUUAAUCCUUGUUCGUAAACAAUAAGAGUCAAUGUGAAUGGUCGCGUAGUUUCCCCAGAAUCGCCGAGUUUAGGUGACAAUUUACUAGGGAUUACCGUCCAUAUAAGGGAAACCCCUUCGGUAAUCUUCGAAACGUUUCGGAAAUCUUUGGAUAUGAUCGGGUCCUCUUUGCAAAAUUCGGGCACUCCAAGGAUAAGAAUCUCACCCUUUUCACUAACACAAAGUUACAUGUAAGUGUCUUCCUGAAAUGUUUUCAAAUGUAUCUAUGACGUGUGUUCUCUCGGCAGAUUUGCUGCCUCACGCCCAGGAUUGGUGGUAUCUGUUGUUCCUUACUGCCGUAAUCAGGAUGCUGUGGAACUUUAUCCGACUGUUGUGAAGUCUGUGCCAGUUGUGCAUCUAAGAGAACUGUUUCUCUUUGGUUCUACAGUUGCAACUGAAGCUAACUGA
Messenger RNA from Porites evermanni, 14480 nucleotides. The record is from the annotation of a GenBank genome assembly. Lineage: Eukaryota; Metazoa; Cnidaria; Anthozoa; Scleractinia; Poritidae.